AUGCCAAAGCCUGCAGCUGCUAGCUGUGGUGGCUACCCGCCAGACACGACGUCGAAGCCAAAACCUCCAGCAUUUGGCACUGCUAGUAAUGGUGGCUACCCUCCUGACACGACUGGAAAGCCGAAGCCUCCUGCAUUUGGUCAGCCGUUAACGUCCGAUCCGACAGCUUUGACUCCUUCUUUUCCUUCUAAUUUCUCAGGCAAAUCCAUUUUUGGCUCGAACCCGAAUUCAUCAACACAAAUCGGUUCCACUGCGCUAAAGAGUCCAUUCGGCGUUGUCCCUAAGUCAAAUGAAAUGUUCUCGUUUGGAUCAACACGUCCAAGUGACCCAGUAUCUACAGGGGCUACGAGCUCGACACGACCAAGCUUCUCGUUUGACACCUUUUCGUCAAAACUAGAGGCGACUCAGCGAUGGGAUAAAUCCGAGGACCAGCUACAAACAAAACGUACACUUAACUUUGGUGAUACAAGCGCAUUUGAAGCUUCAGCGAAUAAAAUUCCUAUCUCGAAGACCAAAGCAAUGCCGCUUGAUAAUGUGACACAGUCCUCGAAAGAUCUUCCUUCUUCGCGAAUGGAGGGGCAGUUGUGGAAGCUGAUUGUGGACUUCGAUAAGUCGCUAAAGCGAGUUAACAAAAGCGCGACAAGUAUUUUAUCAGAAGAUGUGGAGUUCUCAAAGAAGGUAUCGUCUCAAAUAGACAAGCUAGUUAAGCAGAUUUCGAGCCUCUGCGAUGAGUUGAACGUUCUGGAUGAUGCAAGGGAUCGAAUUGAAAAAGAUGUUUUAUUUGUCAUUGGAAGUGAUGGUGACGUUCACGAACAGCUUGAGUAUGGGCGUGAAAUUCUUGACAGCUUUAAUGAUGAGAGUCUUAAAAAAACUUUAGACGAGCAACCACUUGAUGCGCGAUCUAAGGAGGUAUAUGACUCACUGAAAAAAAAGUUAAGUGAGGUAGGCAAGUGUUGUGUGGAGCUUGAAAGCGAUCUUUCGACAUUGAAAUCCAAUGCUGAUCGAAAUGGUGUCGUGUCGUCCGCGCAAUUGUUUCGUGUAUUAAAAAGGACUUAUGACAAGUCAAAGGCGCAGUACAACAAGGCGUGUGAAUUAGCGGAAUUUUUGGAUAAGCUUAGUCUACGUAGUGAUCGUAUGUUUCAAAUGAGCGGCUCUCGUGUUUUUCAAAGAAGCCAAGCUGAAGCUCGUACUUUAGUAACGAAGGCGGGAAUGACGGAGAUGAUUGCGGAGUCAGAAGAGCGCAGCCAAGAGGUUCGCCGACACUUUUUGAAUUUGUGUAACAAUGUCAUUACUCCUCGUGACGUCUUCUCAACACCCCUUCGAAAGCUUGCUUCCCCCGCACCAUCUACGUCUGUUCCGCCUCUUCGAUCUAAAGCGUGCAGUAAAUUAAUGCCAAAGACGCAGUUGAGUGUUGCUUCUCCAGUAAGCACAGCGACAUCGUCGACAAGGUCUAUUUCCUUCAAAGAGGCGUUACCAAAGACCGGAUCAAAGCUAGCGGCGCUAGCUGAGGCUUUGGCACCAAAGGACGAGCCUGUCAAGCUUGUUGAAACGCCUCAAACGAGUGUGGGCGUCGGAAAGGCCCCGCAGAGACCAAGUCUAGGAGCUUUAACAACCGAGGAUAAACUGGCCCUAUCAAGCCCAUCGAAGCCAAAUGCGCUCAGCUUUUCAAAGGACAGUAGUAAAAAUACAUUUGGAGCACCUAUGGUCAACUAUAAUGAAGUCUCUGAAGCUACUUCAGAGACUUCAUUGUUCGAAUUUAAGUCACCAGCAGUCAAACACAAGCGAAAAGCGAAUGAGAAUUCGACUGUUGCGUUCUCUUUAGGUGGAAACGGUGCUCAAGCAUCUUCCUCCUCUUUUAGCUUUGGGGGAAGUACCGUGCAAUCGCCGUCGGUAGGUGCUGGCACAAUUAAUUACAAAUCACGGUUGGAAGACUUUUACAAGGUGCACAAUCCCGCUAAGCUUGGAAAUGCGCUGGAAAAAACGCUGACAACGUACAAGGGCAGAGAGGAAGAAUUAUUCACUCGACUCUUUACCGUGUACGUUCCGACAUCGAAGCCAGAAGAUGUUCAAACGUAUUUAAAGGGAGGACCUGUGCCACCGAAGUGCGUAUCAGUGGAAGAAGCUUCACAGACUCCUGCGCCUGCAAGUUUCGGGGCGAAGAGCCCAGGUAGUGGGUUCGGAGUCUCAGCUUCAGCUUCGACUACCAGUAGUCCAUUUGGAACUUCUCCAUCAGCGUUUAGUCUCGGUCCUGCUGCGAGCACAUCUUUUGGAUCUGUGACAAGCUCAGCAACAAAUUCUUUUCCGACGUCAACUUCUUCGCCCUUUAGCAAGCCUGCUGUAGAUUAUCGUCAAAAGUUGGUAGAGUUCUACCAGAAACACAAUCCAGAUAAGCUUAGUAGUGUGGAUGCUACCCUUCAAAAGUACAAGGGUAAUGAAGACAAAUUGUUUCAAAAUCUAGCGCUCAAGUACAAGGUAAAGGAUGUGGGUGGAGAAUUCAACGUCCCGCCUGCAAGUCCAGCUGUUCAGCCUGUAACUUCGGGUGCGAUUACAAGUCCGUUUGGCAAUAUAGGCGCUUUUUCAACUCCUAGCACUUCAGCCGGUAUGUCAUUCGGGUCUGCUAGUUCGCUUGGUUUUGGUGCAGCUAAACCGGCUCCCAGUGCGUCUCCGUUCGGAACGGCUCAGGCUCCUGCAUCAUCGCCAUUUGGUGGGACUACUCAAUCUUCUACUGGCUUUGGCUCGGCUCCUGGAAGUGGAUUUAGUGCCUUUCAGCCAACAACCGCGACGACUUCAGCGUUCAGUGCUCCGUCGCCAUUUGGAACAGCAUCUAGCACGUUUGGAGCUGCAGGAGGCACCAACUACCGUGACAGGCUUACAGCUUUUUAUCAACAAUAUAACCCUUCAAAGUUGAGCGCUGUUGACACCACAUUAGCGAAAUAUAAGGGUCGCGAAGAUCAAUUGUUUCAAAUGCUUGAACAGAAGUACGUCAAGAAGACACCAGUGGGCUCGACUUCGGGAGGUUUUGGUAUUCCUAGCACAACAGCAUUCGGGACUACAAGCAGCUUCGGCACACCUUCAACGUUAGGAUCAGCAUCUUCGACUCCGGCAUUCGGCUCGGCUUCUGCCUUAGGAGGUACUCAAUCGGGUUUUGGUGGAAAUGGUUCUGGCUUUGGAAUAGCGACCCGCGUGGGUGGAGGCUUUGGUUCUGCUGCACCGGUCGCUUCGACUGGCACACUCGCAGGCUCUGGAUUUGGAGCAUUUGGCUCGCAGCCGCCAUCCUUCGGUAGCGCUGCACAGCAGCCUAGUGGUUUUGGUGCUACUAAUAGCGGUGGCUUUGGCUUUGGAAGUGGUGCGGCUACUAGUGGUUUCAGUCAACCAGCUGCAUUUAAUAGCUCCAGCUUUACCCAGAUGCGAUGA
Molecule: messenger RNA, 3414 nt
Organism: Plasmopara halstedii
Lineage: Eukaryota; Oomycota; Peronosporomycetes; Peronosporales; Peronosporaceae
Exons: 1
Coding region: 1-3414 (1137 amino acids)
Source: RefSeq, a predicted model, not a curated record